Molecule: messenger RNA, 834 nt
Organism: Drosophila nasuta
Lineage: Eukaryota; Metazoa; Arthropoda; Insecta; Diptera; Drosophilidae
Gene: Chmp1
Product: charged multivesicular body protein 1
Exons: 2
Coding region: 155-766 (203 amino acids)
Biological process (GO): vacuolar transport
Source: RefSeq, a predicted model, not a curated record
AAACAGCUGAGUGGACAAACACAAAAGUGAUUCAUACACUUUAGGAAAAACGCAGUAAAAUUGAUAAAGAAAGAACCGAGCUAAUUUCUUUAGCCGAGCCAAACAUUAUUUGUCAUUUCAAUUCGUAGUAAAAAGCUUCAAACUGGGUAACGACAUGUCUACAUCUUCAAUGGAGAAGCAUCUUUUCAACCUAAAGUUUGCUGUAAAGGAGCUGGAGCGCAACUCGAAAAAAUGCGAAAAAGAAGAGAAGCUGGAGAAGGCCAAGGCCAAGAAGGCCAUACAAAAGGGCAAUAUGGAUGUGGCACGCAUUCAUGCCGAGAAUGCCAUACGUCAAAAGAAUCAGGCUGUCAAUUACCUACGAAUGAGUGCUCGUGUUGAUGCCGUCGCAAGUCGUGUGCAGUCUGCGCUAACUACACGCAAGGUGACGGGCUCCAUGGCUGGUGUGGUUAAGGCUAUGGAUGCGGCCAUGAAGGGCAUGAAUCUAGAGAAAAUCUCAUCGCUCAUGGAGAAAUUCGAAUCGCAGUUCGAGGACUUGGAUGUGCAGAGCUCGGUAAUGGAAGGUACCAUGUCAGACACGGUGACCACAUCCGUGCCGCAAGGCGAUGUCGACAAUCUCUUGCAGCAGGUCGCCGACGAGGCUGGUCUAGAGCUUAACAUGGAGCUGCCCAGUGGUGUGCAGAGCACGACCAUUGGUGCUUCCACACAAGUGUCGCAGGAGCAGGACGAGUUGACACAGCGUCUGGCACGUCUGCGUCAGGCCGAAUAGGUGUGAAGCUGCAGCUACAAAUUAUACUUUUACACAACAACAUCUCCAUCUAAGAUACCCAAUGCCGU